AUGGGUGUUUUGGGAGACACCAGUAGCCAGGGUCAUAUGAGGAUGGAUGUUCAGUGUUUUGGAACCAUUUUAAAGAUGGCCGACAAGAAGGACUUAUUGACGGAGGCAAAGAGUUUCUGUGAUGGGCUUUCAAACGUGUUCAUGCUUAAGAAACGUGAUGCCCAGACUCGUCAUCUUUUGGAGAAAGCAAAAUCCUUGGUGGAAGCCUUAGUGGCAGAAAAUCAAAAAUCGUCAGGCACCAAAUCCACACCCCCAAGACAGACUCGCGGGUCAGGGGGGAUGGGACAGCUUUGGACAAAGUUGGAGGAGCUAAAACGAGAAAACGAACUCUUGAGGAAAGGUAAAACACAGGAAGACCGGGGUACUUCCGGGACCAAGACACAGGGUCCUGGUGAAGUCAUCAUCUCCGAGCUUCAUAAGGCGAAACACGAUAACGAGGUUCUCCGAAGUCGAAAUGAAAAACUUGAGGUGUCGGUUCGCGAGAUGGAGGCGGUGGCUGUCAGCGUUCAGGACGAGUACAAAAGGUCAAAGGUUGCUCUGGAGACGACACAAAAAUCCAUGGAGACCGUUCUUAAAGAGUACCGUCUCAUGGAAGACAGUUUGAAAACGGCCAAAACAGAAAACGAUACCUUAAAACAAAGGGUGACUCAAAGUGUAAAACCAUUGCCAGCUAGCCCCAAACCAUUGCCUCCCAAACCUGUGGCGAAGCCUAUACCAAAAGCCCGUAGUAUGAGCCAGGGUCAUGUGGAGCCGGUGGAGCGAUGCCGGUCCGGAAGUCGUGUCCAGACGGAAACACUGAGUGAACGUUGUCGCCCUAGUAACGUAGCCAUGUUGUACACCAGUCUGGAAAGUCAAGAGUGGGUGGAUGCUAAGGAGGCGUUAGAGGAUGACUACGAUUUUGAGGAGGAAAAUAUCAUCCAGUUCCUGUGUACCAUCCUCAUGGAAGCGUUUAAAACCUGCAAAGAGGUACACGAGACCUUGAAGGCUACACUAGCAGAACUCCUCAAGAAGCCCACCCUGGCUGUAAGCUUGGAUUUUGGCGGCGAGAUCAACUACCGAUACAAACUUCCUGAGUGUCUGACGGACGGUGUGGGCCAGCAACUCCGACAACAUUUUGAUGAAGUGGAGACCGAGACAAUCGUUAACAUUAUGUCAAAGAAACUUGCCAAAGACUACAGAACGUUCGCGGAGAACAACUGUCUACAACACAAAUCAAUUUACAAAUAUAUGCACGCAUGCGCGAAAGUCACGUGGCAGAUGGUGGUGCAGCAGCCUCAGAUGCAUCUGACAGUAGAUGACAAAAAGUUCGAUGACGAUAAGCACAAACUUUGGUGGUCAUGUGAUCAAAAGAGUGCGAACAAUGUGGAUUUUUUCAUUUGGCCAGCGUUAUACGACUACAAAAAUGGCAUCUUACUUGUGAAGGGGUGUGUAUACGCCAGCUGAUGACGAACUACACAAAGUACGCACUAAGGAUGACGUAAUACACAUUUAUAUUAAUUUUUAAGUGAGAAGACGAUUUGAUAUGGUUCAUACAGAUACGAAAUGUCGGUGAUUUUUUCAGUCCUUGUCUGGAAAAGUCUUGGACUUUUAUGUCUUUGUGAACCAUGUCUAAUACACACCAGGACAGCUAGAUUACACAACGUUGAGUGGGUUUUUAUAGAAGACCUAAGGAAACGAGACGAAAGUCUUUGAACACGUCAAUGGAUAGCCGUGAAACUGACGGUUGUGAUUUUGUACAUCAAAAUUUUAUAUAAAAAAUAUAUUACUAGGCUUCGUGCCUGGAAUCAAACAAAGCAUUACUAUUACCGGUAUAAGUCGUGGUAUCUGUUGUGAAGUGGAUUAACUUUAUAUGAUCAGCGAAAUAACAUUUGUGAUGCCUUUCGUAUAAAAAUACGACUUUGCCAUUCCAAUACAAUUCUACUUCAUAUGAUACCAUUUUAGCACACUACAAUUUUAUCCCCUGACACCACUUGUUUAUGUUCAAAUAGUGUCGUAUUGUUAAAUGCGUCACCAGCAUCCGGGGCUUGGCGCAGUUGGUUUAUGGCUGAGACAAGUCCAUGUCUAGCUUCAAUUGCACAAAACCACAAAUUUAACGGAAAAAAAUAGUGCCGCACGAAAACAUCUGUCGCGCAGUAAAUGUGCACGGGCACUUAGGUCAAACAUAAAGGGGCGUUUUAUUGGAAACACUUUAAAAAAAAAAACGUUUAAGCUCUCCUAAACAUUAUAUAAAUAUUUAAAAACCGUCUUAUUUGAACUAUGACAGGCGAGAUGACGCAAGGACAAACAUUACAAACUAGAAUUCUAAAUAGGAGAUUUCAUUUACGGAUGUAACUGUGAACGAUCGAUUUCACUUACGGAUGUAACUGUGAACGACCUAUUUCACUUACGGAUGUAACUGUAGCAACCGAUACUGCUUACGGUUGUAAUUGAACGACCUAUUUCAUUUACGGAUGUUACUGUGAACGACCUAUUUCACCUGCGGAUGUAACUAUGAACAACAUAUUUCACCUGCGGAUGUAACUAUGAACAACAUAUUUCACUUACAGAUGUAAUUGUGAACGACCUAUUUCAUUUACGGAUGUAAUUGAACGACCUAUUUCAUUUACGGAUGUAAUUGAACGACCUAUUUCAUUUACGGAUGUAAUUGAACGACCUAUUUCAUUUACGGAUGUAAUUGAACGACCUAUUUCACUUACGGAUGUUACUGUGAACAAACUAUUUCACCUGCGGAUGUAACUAUGAACAACAUAUUUCACCUGCGGAUGUAACUAUGAACAACAUAUUUCACUUACAGAUGUAAUUGUGAACGACCUAUUUCAUUUACGGAUGUAAUUGAACGACCUAUUUCAUUUACGGAUGUAAUUGAACGACCUAUUUCAUUUACGGAUGUAAUUGAACGACCUAUUUCACUUACGGAUGUUACUGUGAACAAACUAUUUCACCUGCGGAUGUAACUAUGAACAACAUAUUUCACCUGCGGAUGUAACUAUGAACAACAUAUUUCACUUACGGAUGUAACUAUGAACAACAUAUUUCACUUACAGAUGUAACUAUGAACAACAUAUUUCACUUACGGAUGUAACUAUGAACAACAUAUUUCACUUACGGAUGUAACUAUGAACAACAUAUUUCACUUACGGAUGUAACUAUGAACAACAUAUUUCACUUACGGAUGUAACUAUGAACAACAUAUUUCACUUACGGAUGUAACUAUGAACAACCUAUUUCAUUUACAGAUGUAACUGUGAACGACCGAUAUUACUCUCCAGCUCACUCGAUAAAGCGUUAUUACAAUAACAUGGCCAUGACGUAGUUCCGGAUUCGUUCACUGGCGGAGACACUCAAAAUAAUGUUUUGUCUUACACGUGCAUCCGAGAAACCUCUUCACCAAACAUCUCAUUUCUGGAAUGGGCCGACAGUUCUCGACAUUCAGUGAUGGCUAUAGUUACAUGGUUAUCCGGAUUUUGUCUGUUUUAUUUGCAUUCAAAACUAUAUUGGCCAGGUUAGGGACAGGACUACGUUGCUGUUAAUCUUGCCUUUAUUAAGUAUAAUUUGAAAGCUCUACUCCGUCCAAUCAGGAUAUUGUGAGAGAUGAAAUCAUCCAAUGGUUCGAAUCAUUUACUCCGUUCUGAUUGGCUAUACGGAUGACGAUAGCUUAUGUGUCGUAAAAAAAUAGCUUUUAAAAUUGUGCGUUGGCCAAGAUUUAAUGGAAAAUCAUUUAUGCAUGCUUAAAUUGCCUUAUAUAUAAACAGAUGUAUAUGUGUGUUUUUGAAAUUGAAUGUUGUAGUUUAUCAAAUUGUUUAUAUCAAAUGAAAGUUGACAAAUUCAUUGAGCACACAUAUCUGUCAUUGAACCUUCUUACUCAGAGAAGUGACUUCAUAGACUCUGAGCAACUGGAUUACUUUUCAGACACAAAAGUCGAUUUUUUUCAAAGGGGUGUGCGUUUUUAACAGAGGAACAGGUUUCUUUGUUGGUAAUGUUACAUCCAAAUAGAUAUUACGUUACCAUGAUUACAGCAGCAAAUUACAGAUAUAACUGUACCCAUCAGAUAGCCAAUCUGAUGACGUCAUUGUUUUGUUCCUGGGGGUAGAAUAACACUUCUGUUAACAAGCUCUGUUUUGUCCAUAUAGAUGUAUCGUGAUUUAAAAAAGAAAUUUUGAAAUAUAAACAGUUCGAGUAUA
Messenger RNA from Pecten maximus, 4181 nucleotides. RefSeq lists its product as uncharacterized. The record is from RefSeq and is a predicted model, not a curated record. The transcript is spliced from 6 exons. Gene Ontology annotation, biological process: mitochondrial protein catabolic process; mitophagy by internal vacuole formation. The coding region runs from base 1 to 1443 and encodes 480 amino acids. Gene Ontology annotation, cellular component: mitochondrial outer membrane. Lineage: Eukaryota; Metazoa; Mollusca; Bivalvia; Pectinida; Pectinidae.